AUGUCAGAAAACGCCAAAAGGAACCUCCUGGCGGAAGGAUCUGAUAUGUCCUCAAAGAAACUGCCAUCCGUGCAAACGGACGCGUCGGUCACAGUGGCUGCACAGAAUCGGCCGCAAGAACUUCGUGCCCACGAGGAAUACGCGCUUGUGCGAGAGGAAGACAACACAGCCACAGAUUUCUGUGACGAGAGCAUUGAAGAACAGGCACAGGACAGUCCUACAGACAAGUCAUGUGGUGAUACCUUCAACGAGAUCUCAGUCUUAAAGCGACAGCUUCACUUGGAGAGAAAGAAACGAGCAAAGGCUGAGACGGAAUGCAGUAACCUGAAGCAAUCUCUCAGUCAACUCCUCAUGGACGAUCAACUGCAUGCAUUAGAGAAGGGAACAAUGAGAGGAUCUGCUUGGAGCCCGAGGACAAUUCAAGAGUCCCUCAAGGUCAGGUUAGCAUGUGGAGCACGAGGAUAUGACUACCUGAGGGACAAAGGGUGGCCGCUACCUGCAGACAGGACACUUCAAAAGCAUAUUGAAGAUAUCAAGUUUACUCCAGGGAUCCUUGAGGAUAUGUUCCCUGCGCUGGAAGCAAAGGUUGCAACAUUCGAGCCAGAGGACUGCUUUGCUGUGCUGUUACUGGACGAAAUUCAGCUGGCACCGGGUCUAGAUUAUGACUGUACAACGCAUUCAGUAACUGGACGUCCAACGAUCCCUCCUUCAGACCCAACAACUGAACCCAUUUUGGCAACACAUGCUCUGGUUUUCAUGCUUGCCGGUGUAAAAACAAGAUGGAAACAAACAGUGGCAUACCAUUUCACAGGUAAAUAUCACUUUCUGUAUUGUCCUUAG
Ornithodoros turicata is the source of this 840-nucleotide messenger RNA. RefSeq lists its product as uncharacterized. NCBI's taxonomy places the organism in Eukaryota, Metazoa, Arthropoda, Arachnida, Ixodida, Argasidae. Bases 1 to 840 code for a protein of 279 amino acids. The record is from RefSeq and is a predicted model, not a curated record. The transcript has 5 exons.